Stegodyphus dumicola is the source of this 690-nucleotide messenger RNA. It is a transcript of the gene ix, whose product is annotated as mediator complex subunit intersex. Gene Ontology annotation, biological process: regulation of transcription by RNA polymerase II. Gene Ontology annotation, cellular component: mediator complex. Lineage: Eukaryota; Metazoa; Arthropoda; Arachnida; Araneae; Eresidae. Gene Ontology annotation, molecular function: transcription coregulator activity; transcription factor binding. The record is from RefSeq and is a predicted model, not a curated record.
UAUAGGAAAACUUUGGAUGAUACACCUCCAAGAUUUGAUAAAACACUUGAAGAUUUCUUUUCAAUUUGCAAUCAAAUUGAACUGCAUCUGAAAGCUAUUCAAGAAUGCAUUUUGCAACAGAAAGAUAGUGUGCAGUAUUUACCGCUCCAUGUCACCCUUGGAAAACAAGAUCCUUCAAGCGGGCCAUCUCAAGAUGGUAAUUUAUCAUAUACGCAAUACUUGAGUACAAUUAAAGGACAGGUGAAUUUUGCCAAAGCAGUGCAAGAAAUGCUUGCUGAUGGUGCAAGGAAAAUAACACAGGCUGAAUAAAUUACUGUAAAUUAUUGUUUCUGUGUAUGUUUAUCCAGAAAUUAAAUAUAUCCAAAUAUUUGGUAGCACGAGAAAAAUAUUUUAGAAUUAAUUUCAUUCAUAAUUUUUCAUAUUGAAAUUCCUUUUGGUAGAUAAUGUAAUUUUUUUUAAAGAAGUAUGAAUAAUUUCUCUCUACGUUAAUAAAAAAUAAUAAACUUUUUAAAUAAGGAAAAAAAACUAUGUAUAAAACUGGUUUUGUCUUUGUUUGUUUAUGUGCUUUCCUUUAAAAAAAAUAUGUUAUUUUAAAAGUGUUAAGUGUCCCUUUCUUUAUAAUUACAACAGUUCAUUUGUCUCAAAAAAUAAAAGAAUUAUAAAUAAUAAUAAAGAAUUUGUGUGGGUGUA